AAUAUUCUGUGUGGGUUCCCGAUUCCCGUUCACUUUGUUUUAGCAGAAAAGAAACUACUUUUCCAGUGAUUUUUCGAUUGAAACGAUAUGAUUUGAGAAAAUCUUUCACGCUCUUUUCACGAACAAACGCACAAUGUACUCCGAGUGGGCCUCACUGGUGCCGACAAUUACGGAAAACAUCAGCAACGCCCAGUCGCAAAGCGUUCUCGGUAAGUUCGGUAUCGCUGGCGGUCGUGAUGUGGCAGCCGUAGUCGUGAAGCAGCUGGCUGGAAAUCUCGGCAUUACCAACGUGGCCGAACCGAGCACGCUGGUGUCCGAUCAGGAGGUUCAAUGGUGCAUGGACGUAAUUUGUCACGGGCUGUCACUCCCGCUGGCCGAGCAUGAUAUUAUCAAGGAUUGUGUGAAUAUCUAUUGCGAGUGGGUGACGGCUUUGUUGCCGCAGACGAAAAUUAGUGUUCCGAAGCCGAUCUGCGAUGAUCCGAACACCUACGUGCGGAAGAUCAUCAAGCAUCUGUACAAUUUGUUUGUUCCACGACCGGGCGAAGAUUGGCCUUUUAUCUAUCAAGAAGAGUUAGGGACGGACACGAUAAAUCGGCAGGCCGUGUUCUGCCAUCGAGUGCUUCGAACUUUGCAGGAUACAGCGCAAAACUCGAAAAUUUUAUCGGUUGAAACAUGGGAGGCGCUGCUUCUGUUCCUGCUGGCGAUUAACGAGAUUUUGCUAGCUCCACCCAUCGUUAAGGAUGACGUCGGCGAUCAGCUGUGCGAACGGGUGCUAAGUGUGUUGUUCGAAGUUUGGUUGCUGGCCUGCAGCCGAUGCUUUCCUUCGCCUUCGCUGUGGAAAACAUUCCAGGAAUCUUGCGCCGCUUGGCGCCACCGAAUCGCCCUGGUGGAACAAUGGAAUCGAGUCAAUCUUGUGCUAACAGCCAAACUGCUAGAAUUUACGUAUGGACCGGCGUUUCCGGAAAUGAAAAUAAUGGAAGAAGAUGCCAAUUUGAUUCCGGCUGGAAUGACCAACGACGGUAUAGCUCAAUCGUGGAUACGAUUUCUGAAGAUAUUGGGUGCACCGACCGAUCUGUGCUGUCCGCAGGUGAUCAGUCGCACGCCGCAGUUCAUUCAGGCUGUGCUUCUGAAUACGGAUGGAAUUGAGCCGCACUAUCAUCCCUGUUUGCUGCAGUUACCGCAAAUCUUUCUGAAAACCAUGAAGGGAAUCGCCGGACUGGUUGAUGCUUUUCUAGGUCUCACAAAAAGUUCAUUCAGUGGUCUGACCAGCAGCCGAGCGGCUGCGAACCAACCGAAUUCCAUUCCGCAAUCAUCUUCGCUACCAUCGUCAGGAUUUUCAUCAAUGCUCUCAUUAUGCCAGGAAAAUCGUUACCCGCUGGCUGCCAACCGGCCACGCUGCAACAGCAUUCUACACCUGUUCGGAGAAUGGCUUUUCGAUGCUGCCCACAUCGGCGGUGAAACGUGGAUCCAAAAUAUGAAGAAACGUGCAGCCGAAGCGAAGCGUCGCCCUUCGUCGAUGAUAAUGGACAACCGCAAGGGUAGCCUCUCGCAACCGCCGUCGCUUUCCGAGAUGAGUGACGUUCCACCCGGGCUAACGAUCGACAAGUACGAAUCGGGCAAGGCGGAAGCCGUCGGUGCGUUGUGUCGUAUUUUCUGCGCCAAGAAAACGGGCGAAGAAAUCCUGCCCGUCUAUUUGGCUCGUUUCUAUAUGGCCCUGCAGCAGGGCCUACGGCUAAAUGACACGAAAGAAUGCGAGGAAACGCUGGCAAGCAUUCUGUACAAUUCGUCCGAUCUCUUUCGGAUCGAUUUGGAAGGCAUUCAGGUGCUGCUGCCUUCGUUCAUUGCCGCACUGGAGCAGAUUCUGCCCGAGAAGGAGCUGAAAAUGCGAUCCCAAAAUGUGAUUGUUAACAAAACUGAGCUCAGACGAGCCGCAAUCAAUGUACUACUGUCGAUUCUGGCACUUCCGUUGCACUUCCAGACGCUCCCCAUUCGGGAUAUUACCGGAGGUCCAGCUGAUAAAAUGAUAAACUUCAUUCAGUUGAAACCGCGGCUGAUCAACAUACUGAUGAAUGCCCUUCAGGUAGAAAGCGAUGCACAAAACACCCAUAUGCUGCUUGGAGGACUACACCUAUGCGUACAGGAUUCCGGUUCGUUCGAAGAAAUGGAACUGGGCGGUGGCGGAGAUGUACUGCACGGUACCCACCCGCAGGCUAACGAUUCCAACUUGCUCAGCUCAGCAUGCUCGGAGAAAAGUACGUACUCGAUCAAUAGCGCCAACUCGAGCAUCGGAGGCAACAGCACCGCCACGCUUAGCAAUGAGCCCUCUAGUUUGCCGGCUUUCGAUGAUUUCUCAUCCGACAUUAUUCAUGAUUUAGAGUUGAGUUCGUCUGCAGUUUAUGACAGCGGCCACGCUCUUUUCGUCCGGGCAACCUACCUGGUGUGUCACCGGUUGAUUUCUUCCUGGAAGACCGACUUGAAUGUUUCGUUGGCCGCAUUGGAGCUGCUGUCCGGUUUAGCCGCCAUGCGUAUUAAGGAUUCCGAUGCUCUCGAAUGCAAGCGUGCUGUAAAGUGGAUUUGUGACUACAUCUGCUAUCAGUGCUCAAGACCUCCGCCGGCGCACAGUAAGGACCUGCACAGCACCAUCGUGGCAGCGUUUCAGUGCACUUCAGCCUGGUUGAUGCACCAUCCGUACCUGCUGCAGGACAAGGAGUGUCUAACAACGGUGCUGGAGGUGGUGGAGUUGGGUAUUUCCGGUUCCAAGAGCGUAGGAAAACCCGGUGAACCGGUUAAGCACAAGGACGAGAAAGAACUGAAACCGGCAUCGAUGCGUGUGCGAGAUGCUGCCGAGAACUUGCUGACUCUGAUUCUGGAACAGAUCGACUAUUUCCCCAAUGAGUGUGGAAAGCAAUCGUUGUCCUCGUUGCUUGAUGAGGUCGUUCUCGCCAAACAUUCGAAUACGACCGAUGAACACACAGCGGAGAUUAGCCAGGAGCAGGCGCUUCGCAAAUUUAAAUAUUUUGUUACGGAAAACUCCACCAUUUUGGCACUGUUCGAGGAACCACUGGGAAACGAUCAGGAUCCACAGCCAACCGUUACAAUAUUAAUUCGUGGUCCCUUCGGACGGCACGCCUGGACGAUGCAGCUGCGGCACUUAUCUCGAAGCAAAUCCGGUACGAAGUACCACGCUCCUAAUCCAGGUCGACCGGUUCCGAUGAACGACAUAAUGAUUCGCCAGGAAAUGGAAUACAAAUACUUCCCCGACUCGGUGGACCGUAUUCCACCUUGUGUAGUAGAUUACUCUAUUCCGACGCUGGAUUCGACUGAACAGAAAGUUGGUAACCAAGCCACUAAACAUUUGGCGCGUCUGCUGGAAGACCAAUUGGUGUACGAAAAACUAUCCUGGGCUCAAACGGAAUGCUCGGUUGAUGGGCUGGGUCAUGCUCAGGAGGCGACUCCCCCGAAUGUGUGUCACGAGUUUCAAGCAGCGCGCCUGUUUCUCGCCCAUUUCGGGUUUCUUUCGAUCGGAGACAACAACGACGGUCAGCGACUGCUGACCGCAUUGGAUGCUUCCAAGCCCGAAUUUUGUCACGAUCUAAAAAUGCUGGACAAAAUGAGUCCACGCACUUGUGACACCAUUCAUGUGUUUUAUGUGAAAGCUGGACAGACGUCCGAAGUGGACAUCAUCGGUAACAUGGACCCGGAAAAUUUGGCCAACAUUGAUGUUCAUUUUUGGAAUGUCCUAUACACGCUUGGUUGGCCUGUUAACGUAGAAGAACACGCUGGUUGGACCGGGUUUAUCAACAGUAGUUGGAAAAUCCCCAAAGAAAACAAAAACCGUCGAAAGAAACAAUCCUUCGGUUCGUCCAACAUCGAAGACCUACAACUGAACGGAGAGAAAAAAGUCCUUUACUGGGCGGACGUGGCUUCCGAGAUUGCUAUUGUCGUUCCGAAUCGCCAAAAUCGCAGUGAAAUUACGCUGGAAGAUUCCCACGACGGAAUGCCCACUACGACAUACGAGCGAAGUGUCAGUGAAAUCCAAGCCUCGAAGGCAGCUUCCAGCAAAACACGUCAAUUCUCGCUGGAAAACGAACCCGGUCGGUUAGGAAGCACAAGCAGCAAAUCGGCUGAUCCCAUUCCACCGGUACGCAGACGAACGGGAGCUGCCAAACCGGCAACGCUUUACACUGCUCCGACGGCAAAAAUUCUGCUCGUAUGGUUGGAGAGCUUCGAAGAUCACCUAACAUUCCCGAUCGAUGAUUUGUUGCAUUACACUCGAGCCGGCUAUUCGGCCGCGCACGGUCCCAUUACGCCGCUGAAUGCCAGCGAAUGUCACGUCAUAUUUCUGCAUGCUCUAAAUUCCGGACUGCUGCGGGUCAAAUUGCAUGGACCCGUCGGCCGGAUGAACUUUGCUAUACCGCUGAUCGAUGGAAUGGUGGUCAGCCGGCGGGUAAUUGGUUCGCUCAUUCGUCAAACGGCUUACAAUAUGGCCAAACGAAGACGGCUGGAUAAUGAUUCAUAUCAACCCCCUCACGUGCGGCGACGGAUUAAGGUCCAGGAGAUGAUGCAAAAGUAUAAGAAGGAUAUGAGCGAACCGGAACUGUUGGCAGAUCUUUUCAAAGCAUCUAUUUAAACUCGCGAGGAGUAAGCCCCUCCCCGCUCUCCGUGCAAAAGUAUUAUAUUAAUUUGUUUGGUGUUUACUGUUCAACAAUAUGAUUGUUGUCUCUUUAUUGUAUCGGUUGGAAAACGCAUUUGAAUUUUAAUUUAUUAACCAUAUUUACGUACCAAGUUGAUUUAUUUUAUCAAAAUCGCUAUGUUAUUCCCUAAUUUAUGCUUAUAAUUGUGUCACCCGAAAAAAAACAGUAAUCUUAUAGCAGCACAUAAUUAGUAUAUUCCUAUUGGAAAUAUAAAACAAUUUUUU
This is a messenger RNA of Sabethes cyaneus, 4918 nucleotides long. Its product is annotated as ral GTPase-activating protein subunit beta. Gene Ontology annotation, biological process: regulation of small GTPase mediated signal transduction; activation of GTPase activity. The record is from RefSeq and is a predicted model, not a curated record. The transcript is spliced from 14 exons. Gene Ontology annotation, molecular function: GTPase activator activity. The coding region runs from base 134 to 4630 and encodes 1498 amino acids. NCBI's taxonomy places the organism in Eukaryota, Metazoa, Arthropoda, Insecta, Diptera, Culicidae.